This is a messenger RNA of Lineus longissimus, 2938 nucleotides long. RefSeq lists its product as uncharacterized. The record is from RefSeq and is a predicted model, not a curated record. The transcript has 2 exons. NCBI's taxonomy places the organism in Eukaryota, Metazoa, Nemertea, Pilidiophora, Heteronemertea, Lineidae. Bases 169 to 2517 code for a protein of 782 amino acids.
UAAGAAAUAGAGGUCAUCCGUUUAAUAGUCGGGGUCUCCUCUAUCGGUUGAUCGCCCCGAGAAUAAGCUCGAGGAUAGGCCGUUCUGUGACGAGGCAACUUUUGUGAGGAUAUUUCGCUUCUCUUGGAUCUGUUGCUUAAAUUUGACAGGAUGUGAUCACAUCCAUCAAUGGCCCAUGAACUUGCACCCCCGUCAUACAGAGCGGCGGUGGGGGCGGAGAAGCGCCGAGCUGACAACACGUACGAAAUUCGGAGCUUCAGCGACCCAUUUGGCCUUGUAAAACAGCCACCAAUCUACACAAGGUCACAGUCAACACCAGAGAGGUCAAGGCUGCAGGAAUAUUCCGAGAGGUCAAGGCCGUCGAGGAAUAGACGACUGAGGGACGUUACUAUCGAUGAGGAUGAAGUUUUUGAAAGCCCAAACGAGGAAACACGAGGGCAGUCCCUGAAACACGGAAGACACUCUUAUCGGCCUGAACGGGCGCAGUCUUUGAGGCACGAUGUUCGGCCAAGGCAGGCCGAUCGUAGACAGUACGAACGGUCCAGGAAAAGCCACGAGGAUCUGCGUCGUAUUAACGACGACAGACAGCGCAAGAGCUUUGAAGAUUUACGCCAGGUGGAUGAGCACCAAAGGAAAAGCUUCGAUGAUCUUCGGCGAACAAAGUGGAGUAACGAGGAUCUCUCGCAACCUUCGCCUCGGUCUCGUAGUCGGACCUACUCGGCUGGGUAUGAGUCCCUGAAAUCAGCUUCCGACGAUAUACGCAAUGGUAGCCCAACAAAAUCUUCCAUGGCAGAGUCUCAAUGGAAAACGCCGAAUGCCGUGAAUCGGUCUCUAUCUUCACCUGGCGGGUCUCAGUAUUCCCUAAGUCGCGCGCCAAAGGGAAAUCCAUUGAAGUCAACCUCAGGUGAUUCUCGUCAAUCGUUAGGGAGUAGCUGUAACGGAACUGGUACGCUGAGAUCCUCCUCCGAUGAUUCGCCAUAUCACUUUGGGAAUACUUCUAACGAAAAUGGCAGUGCGUUUAAUUCUUCGUCAUCGGGAGAUUCUCGCUAUUCGCACGGGACUAACUCGCCUAAUGAUGGUAGCACGCAACCCGGUGACUACCGUCAUCUACUCGGUAACGCUACAAAUCACACACCAUUCCAUCCCUAUCUUUCCGAGGAAUGGCAGGCUCAGUCCGGACAUCCAUCUUCCCUCGAAUUGGAAGCUUCCGAUACACAGACCGAUGGUUAUUCCUCAUACGCAAGCACGCUAGAAAAAGUUCUAAAACCUGACCGAAAGUCGGUAAACAAUAACUUUGAGUAUGAUGAUUCCCGUUAUGGCGCUUGGGGUACUUCCGGUUCUCUUGAGAAGACAUAUCAAAAGCCAAAAAUACAAGACAAACCUGUUAAUCCUGUGAAGCCACUAAUCCCUUUAAAGCCUCAAAAGGGAUUGACUGGACCAGCAUCUCCCUCUGUUCUUAAAGGCGCAUACAGGAUAGACAAUAAGCUAUCCACUCCUGUCAAGGACGCUGGCCCGGAGUUCGUGUGUGAUUAUGACCCCAUUAAAACUGCCCUUCAUGUUCAACUCCCGGAAAGGCUGGACAGUGACCCUCUUAAAGUGUACACACAAUUCCAAACAUCACAGGCUGUCAAGUCACGUGAUGGUAUCAUUUUCGAUCCCGCUAAACUUCAAACGCAGCUUUCAGAAACGGGAAGUGAAACAGGACAGUCAGGAACGCUGAGAUCUAACGCAACAUGUGCGUCGCGUGCGUCUAAUGCGACGACUAAAUCACUGGAGCAUUAUCGUCAGGAUUACAGGAAUCUGGAUUUUCUCCGGUCAGUGGGGGGCGAGAGACACUCCCUGACCAGUAGUGACGACUCCGUUAAGGUCGCCUCGGACUGUGCCCUUGCGAAUGUUGAGCGCAUCGCAGAAAGGAAUAGAAACAACGACAUCAAGCGCAGCCGAAUCAAGCGGCUAGGUUGCGGUCUCGCUCAAAUUGUUAUCGGAUUAUUACUUAUUGCCAACGCCGUCUUCAUCUUCUUGAAUAAGUCGCCGGGUUGGUUCACUUGUGCUGGAUUCUGGGCAGGGCUUUUUGCCGCCAUCGGGGGCAGUUUGGGGGUGCUCACACACUGCAAAUCAAAGGAUGUGUACGUCAGUUCCAUGAUUGGAAUAACCAUGUUUAAUAUCUGUGUGAUUUAUUUAGGGACGUUCUGUAUCGGUUUGAGUUUCGGGCUCGUGCAAAUGGAAAAAGGGGGAAUUCACAGGUGGUUGGAUGCGCUGAAUUUCGUAUACAUUGUCCUGAGUUUGUUUGGGAUAGUCGCAAGUGUUUUACAAAUGUCACCCAUUGAGAAACAAGGUGAACUAAGAGAGUUGGAGUGUGCCAAGUGUUUCGUUGAUUGGAAGGCCCUUGAAACGAAAGCACCAUCAAUUGACCGGACUCCAAGUACCUCCAGUAGUCAGGGAAGCCAGGAACGAGAUGGCUACAGAAACUAUGGUUACGAGUCUUCAAACUACGGGGACGCAGUAACCACAGUGUGAGGCGUCUCCUCAAAUUGCUUAAUUUCGAAGAAUAAAGCAGAUGAUAUACAUGUAGAAUGUAGAGGUAACAUACCGUUGGCCAGUGGUGAACUGUAGACAAAGAACGUACAAGUGAUAAUGAAUAUGCAAACUAAGAUAGCAGAAUACCAAAAAAAUCUAUGCAAAGGCUUGGUUGUAAUGCAAGUCUUCAGGUCAGCAUAUUCCUUUUUUUAAACGAUGUUUUUCCAGUUCGCACAAACUAUUUAUUUUUCGUUUAUUUUUCGUUUGUGAAUUAAUCAGUUUUGGCAUUGAUAUAGAAACUUGCAGAUCUUUUUCACAAUUGUUGAUGUGGCGAUGUUUCUUAUAUUUAUUUUUCAAGUUUAAAUGUAUAAAAUCGUUUCUUAAGUUUUCUAACGUAAAAAAGAUAUUUUCAUCUUGAUAA